CUUCACACAUCCAAGCCAUCCGACGCGCAUACUUAUUUCCUCAGGAAAGUUUAGGAAAGAUUGCGAUGCUGCAUGAAUGCCACCCAUAACAACGAAUGGGUGAUACCGUAUACGCGUCCGGUGGCCCUCGGCUGCCCUGCAUGCUUGACACCGACAGACGCCCCAUUGACUUGGCUGCUCGCUAGAAGUGACUUCGACCCCCGAGCAAACUCCUACUCGCUUGGUGGCAGCCAUAUAACCACCAGAUUUUGCCGAGGAGCAGGCAAGACACUAACAUGUUCACCUUCAAAUCGUCCCACCUUGCUCUCGCUCUCGCGGCUGUAUCCGCCGUGAAUGCCCUGAGCUUCAAAGCUCCCAAAACCGCGCCUUGCGCCGACCAUGUCGCCGCUCCGGCUUUCAAGCAUCAAGGAUCUGUGCUGACGCACUACGGUCCCGAGCCGGACAUCAAGGUCCUCCAGUUCAUCAACGUCGGCAUCGAAGGGUCCCUCUUCCAGUCCGACUCCGAAUCCGAGGACACCGUGAAAAUCACGUUCGCGAGUCUCGCCCAGAAUGACACCGGUCGAUGGGAGUCGAUCCGCGUGUACCCAGAUGCAGGCAUAUUCCAGAUCAGCAACCUCGAGACGGGCACCUACCUUGGCGUCAAGUACGAGGUCGACGAGCUCAAGCUGGUUGCCAACCGCGGCGUCGACCCCGCCUCGUUCGAGUACGAACGUGGAUCCUCGCCCGAGGCAUUUGCGAUCCGGCUCGUCAACACCAACCUUGUCUGGCAGGCGGUGUACGACGACGAGACCAAGAAACACUCGGGCCAUGUCGAAUUGAGGGACAGGAUCGAGAAGUGGGAGCACGGGAGAGAGUUCCAGGACUGGAUCUUCGCUCACUAGAUCAGUCCUAAGAAAGUAGUGCAUAGUAACUAAACAAUGCCCAAUGCAAUCUUCCAAGCAUGAAUCGACCCCGCCUAUCUGCC
This is a messenger RNA of Mycena citricolor, 964 nucleotides long. NCBI's taxonomy places the organism in Eukaryota, Fungi, Basidiomycota, Agaricomycetes, Agaricales, Mycenaceae. The record is from the annotation of a GenBank genome assembly.